AUGGCUGACAAUAACACCUCUGGCUGGGCAAAUGGCCUCAAGAUCAUACAAAAUACUAAGAACAACAGUUACCACAGGGGUAUUAAGAGAAACCCGUUCGGCGCAACUCAGAGAAAUGGACUAAUAGAUUCUCCUUUGACAUCAGAAGUCGUGAAGAUAAUAACAACCGAGGAAGAACUUGAAUAUGAGCUCUCUAAGCUAGAAUGUAGUUUGACCGAAGUAGAGAACGAAAGGGGAACUCCUAUGGAUGACUACACAAGAAUUCUGACCAACGAUUCUCAGAAGGUGUUGCAGAAGUUUUCUCCUUUCUUGAUCUCAACGACUGGAGAUAUCAUACAGUUUGUGCCUCGUCAAAGAUUUCUCAUAGCCAUUGUGAACAAUGAAAAGAUAAUUCUGCACACCUACAACUGGGCGAAAGACUUGGUAGAGUUGCUAGUCAAACAGAUAGGUAUGUUGGGCCAGUGGCUCACUGCUAGGUCAAACCUUCAGAUUGGAGUCACUUGUCAGAAAAUGGGCCUCUUCCUCAACCAGCCCAUGGCCAGGAAAUCUGACUCUCAGGUAACCAACAACCCGUUCAUGUCACAGAUAGGAGAUGUAGAGAGCCUGAUGACAUUCCGAGCGGUUGGCAGCCGUGGUGCGACCAGUAGUGGUGGGCCUACAGUGUCUGCAGCUCACCUACAGGAGGUGUUAAGAGAUACAAGACCUGCUCCCCUGAGGCAACAGACCUCCGACCUCGUAGUAGCGAGUGUCCAGCAGCUUCUAGACACCCGUGCCCAGGAUAAACGAGGUCACCAGAAGAAGCUGUACACAAUGUGGCAAAUGAGAGGGGGGACCUCCAAUACCUCCAUAGUUGAGGAUGUACUAGAAGUGUUCAUGCUUUACUCAAGGGUUAUUCACUACUGUGUCACUCCAUUGCUGUUCCUGCCAAGAUGGAGAGUUCAAAGUGCCUCAACACGUGAUUCAUCUCUGAAAUCCCACAAAAGUAUAUCUCAGAGUUCACUUCAAGAAUCAUCUCCGAUAUUGGAAGAAAAAUGGCAUCAAAAUCUGUGCAGCAACUUCAUCAAUGAAUACAAGCAAUAUCUUCAAAGUCUGGGCUUCAUCCCUGUUCAGAUUGUGGCUUCCUCUCCAAAAAAAGGGUUCCGCUCAGCCAAAACUAUCCGCAAGGAGGCAAACCCAGCUUGUUAUCUCCAGAAGUCUUUGCUGGGAGGGAUAUUACUGUUUGAACUGAGUAUGUCUGAGCCUUUCUUCUACGCCAAGCUGCAUGCGCUCGAGUGUUCUAGACUGGAAGGGAAGGCUUCAAGUGGACUCAUAUCUCAGUUUACUCUGAGUUUCUUGGACGAAUGUGACAAAGUGAAAGUGUUGAUGCAUCUUCACUCGUUCACUUACGACUACCACCUCCGUACAUUGACCAGGUUCGUUUGUGGAGUUGAGACUUGCUUGCGGACAGGCUAUCACGUCACAGGGUUCUUGGAUGAUUUCUUGAAGUAUUACAGUAAAGCUCCUAACUACGCCUACAGCUUAGUGCAUUCAGGAAACCUGGUAAUGGCCAAAAUGUCCACCCCUGCCAACAUGCUGUUUAACUAUCUGCUAAGUCAUAAAGAGAACUACCCCAUGAAGGUGAUAAGAGUGGCAAUGCCUGGCCAGGAAUUGGAUGAUAAUCCACUGUCCAUCGGUUCUCCCAGUGAGUAUGUGCUGGUACAACAACAGAGUUCCGCUACUCAAGUGAUGUACCGAGACAGCCAAGACAACAAACAAGUCUACGAAUAUGACAUUGUCUUGGUCGUAGCCAAUGAAGAAAGUUCAGACCCCAGCAUUCUGAGACUCUGUUACUACAUCCUGCUCACAAGCAGAAGGGAACCUUAUGCUAAACUGGAGAACGAAAGGAAACUAGGCAAGUUCUGCACAGUUUCAACAGCCAAUCCCCUGACUCUAUACACCCUAUCUCGAGAGACAACACCUCCGAUACCUGAGGAGACACCUGAAGAGUUGGCUGAGGCUCAUCAAAGUUCUGGAAGUUAUAUGUUUGAGAGGCGUUCCUCAUCACACAAUGUUGAGAUUAAAGCAGAGUCGGUGAACUACCUUGGAUAUUAUUCUUCUCAUGAACAAUUCAUGCAACAGCUGAUCAUGGAGCAAGCAAACAAGGCUCGAGGAUCUAUAGAGGAUAUCAUAACCCAAGUCUCUUUGCAUUGCCGCACACACUUCCUAUGGAACAAACUUACUUCUUCUUGUUCCACGGGGUUGAUUCCUACCUACGCAGAGUUCUCGGAGUUGCUGAAUCUGGCGUCCAUUGAGCCCCUAAGCGACGUAGACUCUAGAGUCAGCCCGGUGCUGACACAGCCCCUGGUCUGGUACCAGGGUCUCGCCAAGCUUCUGCAGGCCAAGUACACAGACUUCUGCAAGUCCUUUACAUCUCCAGACACAGCUGUGCUAUAUCAUUUGGUGCUGCAUCCUCGGGUCCCAUUAGGAUUCAUUAUGAUCACCUUAGACUCCAAUGCAUCUCAAGGGGAAGUGAACAUUGUCACCAGUAAGACUCUGGGCAAUGAACAAGUGUCCAACGUUCAUCUCCCCACUCUCAUAGAAGAUGUUAUCAAUGCUUGUUGUUAUCAGUUGUGGACAGGACUCGUGUAGCCUCAGCCUCAAACUUUUACAUUCCGCAGAGACGAGUCACCGAUCCCAUCUAGUCACUCGUCUGUGGUCUGGCGAUUUAUGAAAAUGUAAAAUAACGCCGCUGCAAUUGAAUCCAAUGGUUUUCUUCAAAAGCAGGGUUACAUAAUAUUAGGUUUGCAAUGCCAUGUAUUGUUUUGAUGUAAAUCAAAAUUU
Messenger RNA from Macrosteles quadrilineatus (aster leafhopper), 2820 nucleotides. RefSeq names its product KICSTOR complex protein SZT2-like. The coding region runs from base 1 to 2628 and encodes 875 amino acids. Gene Ontology annotation, cellular component: peroxisome. The transcript is spliced from 15 exons. The record is from RefSeq and is a predicted model, not a curated record. NCBI's taxonomy places the organism in Eukaryota, Metazoa, Arthropoda, Insecta, Hemiptera, Cicadellidae.